AUGCCUUACCUCGCAGUUGAGCAUUACCCGAUACCUACAACCGACCUCUUGACUUGGAUGUUUGAUGCGAAGGUGCCAUAUGAGGCAGAUAAAGCACUAUACAUUGAUGCCCGUGACCCUUCGAGAUCCAUAUCAUGUCGACUGGCUCGACAAAUUGUCCGCAGGCUAGCAGCAGGCUUCCGUAAAGCUGGCGUAAGGAAGGGAGACUGUGUCUGCUUAGUCGCGUUCAACGAUGUUUAUUAUCCCAUGGCUUUUCUGGGAAUUAUUGCUGCAGGCGCCAUCUUUGCAGGCUUGAAUCCAUCCUAUACCGUGCCUGAAAUGGUCCAUGCGGUUAAGACUGCAGACAUCACACACUUCCUGGCUGAGCCUGAGUUUCUGCCUAAAGUGACCCGGGCAGCAGCGCAAUGCUCGAUUCCGUCGUCUCAUAUCUUCGCCUUCGAUACUCUAGGCCAAUCGAUACCUCCUAAGCUGGAUAUCAAAAGUUGGAAAGUGCUGCAAGUGCCGGGGGAAGAAGCUGACUGGGAACGAUUCGAUGAUCGAACAUUGAGCGAAAAGACAAUUGCUGCUCGACUGUUUAGCAGUGGAACCACGGGCUUGCCAAAAGCAUUGAACGUAUCCAUGUGGAACCUCGUUGCGCAACAUACCCUUGUGAUGGAAGCUAGUCCAAGACCGUACGAGGUCCGUCGCCUCAUCUCGAACCCCAUGUUCCACGCUUCCCAAGUGCCUCGAGUACAUACCAGCGUCAUCAGGUCCGGCCAUGUCUCGUACAUUAUGCGUCGGUUCGAGAUGAAGCCAUGGUUACGAAACAUCAGCCGGUUCAACAUUACCGAAGUCAAUAUUGUCCCCAUGAUGGUUAUCACUCUGUUGGCAUCUCGCCUUCUAUCGUCGGAAGAGUACUCGUUGAAGUCUCUUCGUUACGCUUGGGCCGGGUCGGCACCACUUGACAAGGACACGCAAGCUCGUUUCAAGAAGCAUUUGCGGCCCGACACGCCGUUCAACCAGGCCUGGGGCAUGAGCGAGACCACUUGCAUUGCUACAUGGUUCAAUUACCCAGAGCAAGACUUGACAGGCAGCGUUGGGAGACUGUUAGCCAAUUGUGACGCGAAGAUCGUGGACGAUUUUGGCAACGAUAUCAGUGGCGACAAGGACAAAACAGGCGCCGAUGUAAGAGGCGAGCUAUGCGUACGAGGGCCCAUCAUAGUACCAGGAUACCACCGUAACCCGGACGCGAACCACCGAGACUGGGACAGCGACGGAUAUUUCCACACCGGUGACAUUGCUUUUUGUGAUUCCAACACGAAAAAAUGGUACAUUGUUGGUAGGAAAAAGGAAUUGAUCAAAGUCCGCGGCUUCCAAGUCGCCCCGACCGAACUCGAAAGUGUCCUCCGUCUGCACCCAAAGAUUGCCGACUGCGCCGUCUUUGGUGUCCAACGCUCCACCCAGGAAUCCGAGUUGCCCGCGGCGUGCAUCGUCUUGCAGGACCGAUGCCAGAUGGCGGAAGACGAAGUGCACGAGUACACCCGGGCGAGGUUGGCGGGCUACAAGCAGCUUCGCGGUGGGGUCAGGUUCAUUUCGGCCCUGCCCAGGAACGCCAACGGGAAGGUGAUGAAGAACGAUCUCAAGAAGAUGUUGAUGUCGGUACCGGGAACCGAAUCCAAGUUGUAG
Molecule: messenger RNA, 1665 nt
Organism: Exophiala oligosperma
Lineage: Eukaryota; Fungi; Ascomycota; Eurotiomycetes; Chaetothyriales; Herpotrichiellaceae
Exons: 6
Coding region: 1-1665 (554 amino acids)
Biological process (GO): secondary metabolic process
Molecular function (GO): CoA-ligase activity
Source: RefSeq, a predicted model, not a curated record